This is a messenger RNA of Plasmodium knowlesi strain H, 1893 nucleotides long. Its product is annotated as dihydrolipoamide acetyltransferase, putative. NCBI's taxonomy places the organism in Eukaryota, Apicomplexa, Aconoidasida, Haemosporida, Plasmodiidae. The coding region runs from base 1 to 1893 and encodes 630 amino acids. Gene Ontology annotation, molecular function: dihydrolipoyllysine-residue acetyltransferase activity. The record is from RefSeq and is a predicted model, not a curated record. Gene Ontology annotation, cellular component: pyruvate dehydrogenase complex. The transcript has 11 exons. Gene Ontology annotation, biological process: pyruvate decarboxylation to acetyl-CoA.
AUGAUACUGCACUGGCUCUCCUUCCUUCUCUGCCUGCGUAUCUACAUUUGCAUUUCUCUCCCCAACAAGCAUGGCUUUAUAAGUACCUUGAACCAUGCCAGGGCAUCUCUCCUUCAAAGCAAAGGGAAAAACAGAAGAGGGGUUAUCUUCUCUCAGAUUGAAAUAAAAAUGCCUGCCUUGUCAAGUACCAUGACAUCAGGAAAAAUUAUCAAGUGGAACAAAGACAUUGGGGAAUACAUCAAUCUUGGCGACAUCAUUAUGACGGUAGAAAGUGACAAAGCGGAUAUGGAUGUAGAGGCCUUCGACGAAGGCUUCCUGCGCGUAAAACACAUGGGAGACGGAAGUGAAGCAAAAGUCGGGGAUACCCUUGGAAUUCUAACCACGGAGAAAGAUGAACAAAUAGAAGCUCGUGGUGACGACUCCCCCACGGGAAUAACACAGCAGAGUUCGCGGAAGGAACAGAUAGACGUUGUCACGCAGGGAAACGACACCACAGAGACAGACACAGACUCAACCACCACGCAAACUACACAGGAAAUAAGGGGUGAGGAAAAAAUAUAUGUACCGUUCGUAAGUAGCAAGAGAAACAAAAUGAGGAUAAUCAAAUGGACUCGAAAAGAAAAUGAUUACGUCAACAAGGACGAAAUUCUUUUCCAUGUGGAAGACGACAAAAGUACCAUAGAAGUGGAGAGCCCUUAUUAUGGCAUCAUUAAGGAAAUACUUGUCGAAGAAGGACAGUUCGCAGAUUUUGACAAACCGGUCGCCAUCAUCUCCACCAUAAAAGCAGAAGAACACCCGCAUAAGGAACAAACCCCCUUAGAGAAUGUCCAACUCGUAAACGAAGAAAACAUUUUGAGGCAUUACCAGGGAACCCUCAGCGGAACCAAGGAAGGAAAACUUCUUCUGGAAAAUAUGAGCUCCUCGGACAAGCAAACCAUGGAAGAGCGGCUCCUUCUAAACUGUGACAAGUACAACAACCUUUCCAGGGACUUCUUCAGUUCGCCCCGCGAUGAUAUACCUGAGGAAAGCUCAAAAAAGCAGGAGCGGGACACGGCUCCCCCCAAAGGAAGAGACGCCCCUGUUGUGCUUCCCUCCGCAGCCGAAAUGUUGGAACAGAACAAGCUAAACCCAGAGGACAUUAAAGGAUCUAAAAUACCUGGACGUAUAACAUACGAAGACGUGGUUUCACACCUGGAGCGCACAGGAGGAGCUACACCCGCGAAGGAAAAAAUAAUUGAACUAACCAAAGUGCAAAAGGCAAUCAAAAAUAACAUGUUGCGUACCCUAUCCAUUCCAGUGUUCCGCAUCACUCAUUUUAUAAAAACAAACGCUCUCCUAAAACUGUAUGAACAAGUUAAGGACAAAAUUAGCAUGACUGUCCUCCUGAGCAAAUGUGUGUCGAAUGUAUUACUGAAACAUCCCCUCAUUUACUCAACCUUCAUCGAUGAGGGAGAGGGGAAAAUAUUGCUUAACGAAGACAUUCACAUCGGGAAUGCCCUGGGAUUGAAGAGCUCUCUCCUGACGCCCGUCCUCAAGAGGGUUAACAAGACGGAUAUAUACACCUUGGCCGCUGAAUGGAAGAAGCUAGUCGAGAAAGGGAAGCAGGGCCUAUUGACGUUGGGCGAAAUGACUGGUAGCAACUUCUACAUCUCCAACCUGGGCAUGUUUAACACUUACCAGUUCGACGCGACACUUCCCGCAAACGUGUCGUGCAUCCUAUCCGUCGGCACCAACAUUGCUGGCGUUGAGAAUUUUGAAGAGCUGAAGAUCCAGCGGGGAAUGAUGAUGACUCUGACCUGCGAUCAUCGCCACAUUUACGGCUCGCACGCGGCUGCCUUCAUGAGCGACUUGGCGGCGUUUGUGGAGCGAGACAUCAUGCAAAUCUUUCUGUAA